AUGACAAGAGAUAUAACAAAUCAUUUACUUUUCGAAGUAGCAACAGAAGUUGCCCAUAAAGUUGGAGGAAUUUAUUCAGUUUUAAAAUCAAAAGCUCCAAUAACAGUAGCUGAAUAUAGAGAACGUUAUACAUUAAUUGGUCCAUGGAAUCAUAGUUCUGCACAAAUUGAAGUUGAAGAAUUACCUGUAAAAGAUCCAUUAAUUAAACAAACUUUAGAUUCAAUGUCUCAAAAGGGUAUAAGAUGGCUUUAUGGUAGAUGGUUAAUUGAAGGUGCUCCAAGAGUUUUAUUAUUUGAUAUUUGGUCAGCUGGUCAUUUUUUAAAUGAAUGGAAAACUGAUUUAUGGAAUACUGCUGGUAUUCCAACUCCUGAUCAUGAUUCUGAAACUAAUGAAGCUAUAUUAUUAGGUUAUUUAGUUGCUUGGUUUUUAGGGGAAUUAGUUUACAAUGAUACUGAUAGAGCAGUUAUUGCACAUUUUCAUGAAUGGUUAGCUGGAAUUGCAUUACCAUUAUGUCGUAAAAGAAGAAUUGAUGUAACAACAAUUUUUACAACUCAUGCUACUUUAUUAGGAAGAUAUCUUUGUGCUGGUUCAAUUGAUUUUUAUAAUAAUUUAGCAAAUUUUGAUGUUGAUGCAGAAGCUGGUAAAAGAGGCAUAUAUCAUCGUUAUUGUAUUGAAAGAUCUGCAACUCAUUCAGCAGAUGUUUUUACAACUGUAUCUCAUAUUACUGCAUUUGAAAGUGAACAUUUAUUAAAAAGAAAACCAGAUGGUGUAUUACCAAAUGGUUUAAAUGUUGUUAAAUUUCAAGCAGUUCAUGAAUUUCAAAAUUUACAUGCUGUUAAAAAGGAAAAAAUUAAUGAAUUUAUAAAAGGUCAUUUUUAUGGAAAUUAUGAUUUUGAUUUAGAAAAUACUUUAUAUUUUUUCAUUGCUGGUAGAUAUGAAUUUAGAAAUAAAGGUUGUGAUUUUUUUAUUGAAAGUUUAGCAAGAUUAAAUCAUAAAUUAAAAGAAACAGGUUCUAAAAUGACAGUUGUUGCAUUUAUUAUAAUGCCAGGUAGAACUCAAUCAUAUACUGUUGAAACAUUAAAAGGUCAAGCAGUUAUAAAACAAUUAGAAUCAACAAUUGAAGAAGUUCAAAAAAAAGUUGGAGAAAGAUUAUUUGAACAUUGUGCAAGAUAUCCAAAUUCAGAACAUUCAGGUCAUAAAUCAAAUGAAGUACCAUCAAUUGAUGAAUUAAUUAAACCAGCUGAUAGAGUAUUAUUAAAAAGAAGAAUUUAUGCAUUAAAAAGAGAUGGUUUACCUCCAAUAGUAACUCAUAAUAUGAUUGAUGAUAAUAAUGAUCCAAUUUUAAAUCAAAUUAGAAGAGUUCAAUUAUUUAAUAAACCAGAAGAUAGAGUUAAAAUAAUUUUUCAUCCAGAAUUUUUAAAUGCAAAUAAUCCAAUAUUAUCAUUAGAUUAUGAUGAAUUUGUACGUGGUUGUCAUUUAGGUGUAUUUCCAUCAUAUUAUGAACCUUGGGGUUAUACACCUGCUGAAUGUACAGUAAUGGGUAUACCAUCAAUAACAACAAAUUUAUCAGGAUUUGGAUGUUAUAUGGAAGAUUUAAUUGAAAAUACAAGUGAUUAUGGAAUAUAUAUAGUUGAUAGAAGAAUGAAAUCAGUUGAUGAAUCAAUUGAUCAAUUAACAAAUUAUAUGUAUGAAUUUUGUGAAAAAACAAGAAGACAAAGAAUAAAUCAAAGAAAUAGAACUGAAAGAUUAAGUGAUUUAUUAGAUUGGAAAAGAAUGGGAUUAGAAUAUAUAAAAGCAAGACAAUUAUCUUUAAAAAGAGCUUAUCCUGAUAAAUUUAAAAAUGGUGCAAAUCCUUUUAAUAAUUCUUCAAAUUUAAAAUUAACAAGACCUUUAUCAGUUCCAGGAUCACCAAGAUCUAAAAUUGGUUUAAUGACACCUGGUGAUUUAGGUAGUUUACAAGAAGCUCAAGAAGGUUUAAAUACUGAUGAUUAUGUUGGGUUUAAAUUAGGUUUAGGUGCUAAUGAUGAUGAAAAUGAAGAAGGUGAAAAUGAUCAUCAUUAUCCUUUAACUUUAAGAGGUAAUUCAAUUCCACCAGAAGAUCCACCAACUUAA
Molecule: messenger RNA, 2112 nt
Organism: Lodderomyces jiufengensis
Lineage: Eukaryota; Fungi; Ascomycota; Pichiomycetes; Serinales; Debaryomycetaceae
Gene: GSY1
Product: glycogen (starch) synthase
Exons: 1
Coding region: 1-2112 (703 amino acids)
Biological process (GO): glycogen biosynthetic process
Cellular component (GO): cytoplasm
Molecular function (GO): alpha-1,4-glucan glucosyltransferase (UDP-glucose donor) activity
Source: RefSeq, a predicted model, not a curated record